CUCGUAGCGAGUCUCGGGCGUUUAUUUGCUUGCUUUUCGCUAACUGGUCUGUCUGCUAUCCGCUGCCAUUUGGAAAUCUUAUCGCCAGUUUUACUUGUAGAUAAGCGAGAGAAAUUAAUAUUCUCGUUGUCUGACCGAGAGGACCAACGGACCCUGCAGAACAGGUCCUGUAGAGGAGAAAUAAUUCUGACCAGGACUCAAGCGCCCUGAGGCUCUUUGCGACAUGCUCAAUCUGGUUUUCGUGACGGGAAACCGACAUAAAGUCUCCGAGGUGAAGGCCAUCUUGGGCGACACUGUGGACUUGCAAGCGGUGGCUCUGGACUUGCCUGAGAUUCAGGGGACGCUGGAGGAAAUUACACUUGAAAAAUGUCGACGGGCUGCUGAAAUGACUGGCGGUCCUGUGUUGGUAGAAGAUUCCGCGCUGGAAAUGCAUGCGCUUAACGGUCUUCCAGGGCCUUACGUCAAAGCAUUUGUAGACACAGUCGGAAACAAAGGUCUGAUUAACCUGCUUGUGCCGCACGAGAAUAAAACUGCCGAAGCGGUGUGUACGCUUGGCUAUUCCUCCGGACCUGGGGCCGAGCCGAUUAUCUUUCAAGGAAAGUUAGUGGGCCAAAUAGUUCCAGCCAGGGGCGUAUCUUCUUUUGGAUGGGAACCAAUUUUCGAAUUUGAUGGAGAGACGUUGGCGGAAAUGAGCCGUGAGAAAAAGUUUGGACUGUCUCAUCGAUACAAGGCAGUAGUAAAGUUCAGAAAAUGGCUUGAAUUUCAAUGAUAUGAUUUUACGUUCGAAGGAUCUGGUUAUAGAGUAGACAUGGACGGGUGUUUUGAGAUGUUUCAGCAUAGAGAUAUAUAGAGACGAUUGUAUAGAUAUUAGUAAUUGUUUGGUAGUUGCCAAGAAUAAAUAGGUGUAUCAAGUAG
Xylona heveae TC161 is the source of this 915-nucleotide messenger RNA. RefSeq names its product Ham1-like protein. Bases 224 to 769 code for a protein of 181 amino acids. Gene Ontology annotation, biological process: nucleoside triphosphate catabolic process. Gene Ontology annotation, molecular function: nucleoside triphosphate diphosphatase activity. The record is from RefSeq and is a predicted model, not a curated record. Gene Ontology annotation, cellular component: cytoplasm. The transcript has 6 exons. Lineage: Eukaryota; Fungi; Ascomycota; Xylonomycetes; Xylonales; Xylonaceae.